AUGGAGGCGGAGAAGAAACUUUGGUGUGAACUGUGGAAAGGCCCGGCUGAGUCCUUCCUGCUCUUUUCCCGGGGAAUGCAGGAUAUUCUCCGCGGCCCGGGGAGUCCAGGCUCAGCUGAGAGGCCAGCUGCCUCCGACGUGUCAUCGAAUGACUCUGCCCGUGGAUACAGAGAUCAUCCAAGCACCCAUAGAUACCGCGAGCGACGCCACCUAUCACCACCUUCCAACGCAGCACUGGCAAAGUCGCUCGAGUCGCUGUUCGAUUUGGAUGAUCCAAUUUCCAUCGGUAUCUCCCUAGACCAGCGCAAAAUGCAGAGGGGUCGGGACAUUUCCCAGGACGCACUCUUCAAUGCGGCCGCUCACAGGGGCCGCAGUGAGCGACAGACAGAAAGCGGAUCAAGACGAUCUCGCCCCGUGCGUGGCUGGCACAAGUUCCAUACCUGA
Penicillium bovifimosum is the source of this 444-nucleotide messenger RNA. RefSeq lists its product as uncharacterized. The record is from RefSeq and is a predicted model, not a curated record. Bases 1 to 444 code for a protein of 147 amino acids. Lineage: Eukaryota; Fungi; Ascomycota; Eurotiomycetes; Eurotiales; Aspergillaceae. The transcript has a single exon.